Messenger RNA from Rhizophagus irregularis DAOM 181602=DAOM 197198, 2269 nucleotides. The record is from RefSeq and is a predicted model, not a curated record. Lineage: Eukaryota; Fungi; Glomeromycota; Glomeromycetes; Glomerales; Glomeraceae.
AGUAAAAAUUUAAAUAACUCGGAUUCGUGUUUUAUAUGUCAAAUAAACAAAACAUGAUACAUAUUGUCAUCAUCUAAAAAUUCAUGUUCCGGAUUAUCCAGUUUGAAGUAUAAUAUGUUGACUUAUUGACUUAUUAGUAGUGAUCUUCACAAUUUGCGAAAUAUUACGGUUACACAUCUAUAAUUGAUAAUUUAACGAACAAUUAAUAGCUAAUCUUAUAAAACACCAAGUAAUUCGAACAUUCCUAAUGGCUAUACAUUUUUUAUCUCUUUACCAUCAACAAUUCACUAAAUAUGAGUAUUCGAUACUACAAUUACACCAAAGGAAAAACUGUAUUAUCUCUCAAUGUUCCUCAAGCAGUGCUUGAUAAUGAACAUCGUGCUCUUUCACUCUUCAUAUGCCUGGAUAUUUCAGGUUCUAUGUCAGGUUCGCCAAUACGUCAAGCAAAAGAUGCUAUUUUACAGAUUAUGGGAGGAUUAAUAGAAAGAAACGUUCUUGCUGAAAAAGAUAUUACAUGUUUCUUUUUUCAGUCAUCUUGUCAAGAGGUUAGAUUCAGUGAUCAUCCGGAUAUGCUUUGGGCAAAUGGCGGAAUAAAAAGAUACUUUGAUGAUGUACGCCCUGGUGGAGGUACAAAUUUCUCAGCUGCUUUCAGUUCAAUCAUCAAAAAUCUUGAUAGAAUUAAUACCGAUUUGGCCAUUAUCUUUUUUACUGAUGGUCAAGAUACAAGUAAUAUUCUUGAAGAUGCAAAGAUUGAAACUGCUUUAAAGGGAACUUCAUAUUCUACCGAAGUUCACUCCAUUGGAUUCACAAAAGAUCAUGAUGCAAAGCUUCUUUCACGGUUAACAAAAUAUGGUAGGAAGGAAGGUAACUUUCUGUAUAUUAGAUCUUCUGAUGAGAUUGUAGGUAAAAUGAAGACAACACUACAGCUGUUGGAAUCAAGUUAUAAAACUUUGUAUGUUAAAAUUGGGGAUGAAACCCCACAGCCUGCAAAUUUUGAUGAUGAAGGUGUUGCAGUGCUUAUUCUCAACGAUGAUGCUUCCAGUGUGGAGGGUAAGGAAGUCAAAAUCUUGAAAGAUUUAAAAGAAGGCGAAGAGAAUUACAUAUUCGAAUCACUACCAAGUCAAAUUCCUGCCGGUGAUCCGAUGUCAAUAAAAUUAAUAAUUUUCCUUGUUCAACGUGAAAUAAUACGUCUGACGAAUGAAAUAUCCAAUUACGAAGAGGAUGAUGGUAGUAAAAGUGAGAGAUUCAAUCAAAUUUUGGCCGAGAUAAAUGCAUACGAAGAACAAUUGAAUACUAUUACCUCAAAAAAAUCGAGUAUAAGUAGUGUUAUUAUUCAACAAUGUUUAGAUAUCAAAUCUACAGUUCUCAAGUUUAAGGAUGUCUUAUCUGAAGGAUUAUUGGGUACUUUGACAAAUGAAAAAAUAGCCAUAAUUAAUGAUUUGGCAUACAGUAAUAUUGUUCGACAAAAAAUAACUAAAAGGAAAUUAAUAUCACAUCGAUUUUGUGAUAAACUUUGUCAAGACUUUGCUACUUUCUACGAACAAAAAAAAUUUUCAAUAAAACUUGACUUCGAAGAAGUUAUUAGCUAUUUAGAAUCGCAAUUAAUAAAACAACAUCAUAAGUGGUUACAUGAAAACUUUGAAUUGGUACAUCGUACAAGUCAACAACAUGGGAUUUUAGUGGAUUUUUGCACCGAUGUUAUCAUGAAUAUGUUGGAAAAGUUUUUAUCAGAUGAUUUUUGUGAAAUCAAAGAAGAAGUUUUGGUAGAAUUACUUAAGAGUCACAAACUCAAGUUAGAUGAAUUUGAGAUUUGGAAUAGGGUUCUUAAAUGGGGAUUGGCUAAACAUCCUUCAUUAAAUCCAGAUCCUAAAGUUUGGUCCCCUAAAGAAGUUGAAGCAUUUUCUAUGACUCUAAAGGAUAUACUUCCGUUGAUCCGGUUUUUCCAAUUUUCUUCUGAUCAGUUUACUAACAGUGUACGACCAUACAGGAAGAUUCUUUCAGAAGAUCUAUAUGAGGAACUAAUUAGUUAUUACAUGAUUCCUGGGUAUAAACCAACAUCUGUUGUAGUUUUACCUCCUAGAGUCUAAUAAUGAAAAUAUGAAAUUCUAGAAAAUUAUUUUCAUUAUUAGAAACAUAAAAAAUUUCUUUUGCAUAUAGAGUUAAAUUAUUCACAGAUCUUUGUAUGGUAAUCCGUAAUUUAAAAUCUUUAAAUUACAAUUUCAUUUUAUAUUUUAGUAUUUAUAAAUUACAUAUUCAUCAUUAUAUAUUA